Molecule: messenger RNA, 1984 nt
Organism: Colletes gigas
Lineage: Eukaryota; Metazoa; Arthropoda; Insecta; Hymenoptera; Colletidae
Exons: 8
Coding region: 84-1520 (478 amino acids)
Biological process (GO): positive regulation of protein localization to cilium; positive regulation of cilium assembly; regulation of cytokinesis
Cellular component (GO): recycling endosome; ciliary basal body; early endosome
Source: RefSeq, a predicted model, not a curated record
GAGCGGGUGACAAAUGUCAAGUGCAGCUUUGACUGCACCACAAAUGAUACGAUUGUCGGUAAAGUUGAUCUUCUGCAUAAGUGAUGGCGAAUCAUAAAAAAGGUUAUGAAUCGUAUCGUUCUGUAUCAAAAAAUAUAAGGCGUCAUGUUGGCGAGGUAAUGUUUACGUCGUUAUCUUCGUCUUCUGAAGAAGAUGUAACAAUGGAAUGUCCAAGUUAUAGAAAUAUGCCGAGAGAACGUUUUCGUAGAAGUCGCACUGAAACAGAUACUCAAACAGGACAAGAUACGAUACGACGCGAAGAGAAUCCUUUUAGUUUUAAACAUUUUCUAAAAAAUGAUUCACAGACAAAUUAUUAUAAUGCAGGAGCUCGUCCAAAAGUUUAUUCCCCUCCAACAACAAGUCCAAAUAAUUUGGAAAAAGAUUCCACAGUUUAUUCCCGUAAUCCAACAGAGCUACCCGAUUUUGUGCAAGAUCAUUUAGUUAUAGAACAAUGUUACCUGAAUCAUGAAUCGAAACAGCAAGCUAUACCAGAUGCAGAUAAUCUUCCUGAUUUUGCACUCAGCGUGGAACAGAGGCAAACUCGACUUAGAAACGAAUCGAAGAAAAGCGAUCCAGUAUUGUGCGAUCUUCCGUUUGACCUAACUGGAAGUUUAGACAAAGGUUUAGCUCAUAGAACUCAGUCUAUACCAAACGCAGGUUGUCCUGCUGAUUUAAAUUUACCUGUUUACAAUAGACAUAACGUAGAUACAGGAUCUACGGAACGUCCAGAAUCAUCAGGAUUUCCAUUAGAUUUACCGAUACCUGGCACCGAAUCUGUUUCUAGUUCAAAUAUUGCAGCGAGAGAUUGUUCUGGAACAAACGAAACAAAUGUUCCAAAGUCUUUACCAGAUUUUUUAAACGACGAUCCUAUCCAUAAUAGGGCAACACUGUCUACAGAUUCUGGAACUAUCCCAAACAGCAUUGAAUCCAUAGAGAGACGAGUAUUGUUAGAAAAUGAAAGGUUACGUCAUGAGUUGGAAGUAGCUCGAAAUCAAGUCGGUGAGAAAUCCAAGAGGAUUCAAUCGUUAGAAUCAAAAUUGGCAUCUAGAAAGGAAGCGGAGCAUGAAGAAACGGUGCAUCUUGAGAAAGCCAUGGAACAGGUUGAGGAUAAUCUAAAACGUAGUACUAGAAGAGCAGUAAAUGCAGAAAGUACAGUUACAUCGUUAAAAAAGGAAAUAAAAGCUUUAACGACAGAGAUAUUACGGUUACGAUUGGAAAAUAAGGAACUUAAGAAUGGAAUUGUAACAAGGAGUAAAAAAGAGUGUGGUUCUUUGAGUGUAGAUCGAAAAGUAAGAAGGCUAGCUAACGAUUUAAGAACUGCUGCUUCAUCGGCAGAAGCGUCACUGAGACAACUAAUGUUUGGCGUGGACAAUUUAAGAGUACUAGCUUCUGCGCUCGAGAAUGUAGAUAGGAUAGAAGACCGGACCAAAGAUCUUUUACCGGAUUCUGAUGAAGAUAAUGCUGCUGGUCCUGCACUUUAAUACAAUUUUGCAUAUUCCCCUUUCUGUACACUUUGUUUCGUUUCUUCUAAGAAACAUAUCCCAGCCUGUGCUAAUAAGUUCCUCGAAUUCACGCGUUCACGUUCACAUGUUUCUAAAAAUUCGUUCUGAAAUCGAUUAGUAAUACAUUUUAUUGGAAAGCACAAUGUUCAUAUCAUGUCUGUUGUAUCUUGAUGCGUCGAUACCUCUCGUUUUCCAAUUUACACAUUCACAAAUAUACAUAUAAUAGUUAGAAAUCAUUGCUCCUGCUUAUCAAAGCAUACCUUUUCGUAUCGCGAAAUAACUCUACGCAAAAGUCUACAGAUUUUAACUUUUGUAUGUACGCUUUGAUAAAAAUCUGUAACACGAAAUAAUAUUGGUAAGGAUUCAUAAUACAAUUCCAGCGUAAUUGUUAAAAAACAAUUUUUUAAUGUUUAUUGCGAUGAGUGUUAGAUGUAGAGCAGUCU